GCUUUGACCUGAGUAGCUCACCUGGGGUGGGAGUUAUUAGGCCCAGGGCGACUUCACGCCCAGGGGAUCAAUAUCUGAGCUAUGUUUGGCUGUCAGGACUGGAGGAGGGAACUACUGGCAUCCCAUGGGUGGAGGCCAGGGACCAGCUAAAACCCUCCAGUGCAUGGGACAGCCCCCCCCCCCACUAAGACAGAUGUGGCCCCAAAUAUUGGUAGUGCCAAGGUUGAAAACCCCAGCCCUAAAGACUUGAGAACCAGUGGGACCUGGUUCCAGUCUUAUCUUCUAGUUGGUCACUGGCCUUAGGCAUGCCACAUGCCCUCUCUGAGCCUUAGUUUUCCUGUCUGUGAGAUGGACACGUUACUAUUUAACUUGAGGAUUUUCCUGCUUUUAUUAAACCAGGUGUGUGUAAAGUGCAGGGUGGAGGGGUCCCUCCCACUCCCUCUUCCUAGAGCUGGCUGAAGCCAGCAGCCCACACACCCACCACAUGGGUGCCCACGCCUGUGCUGGCAAGGGCAUCAGAGCAGGAGGACAGGCGGGGCCCACAGGCCAACCUGAGCUCAGUUCUGCCUCUUGUCUGAGCUGUGAGUCCAGUCCAGGCUCCCUGAGCAGACAGGGGUGAGAUUCCAUGCCAUGGCCUUGGGUCUGCCUGGCCAGGAAGGUUUCUGCUCUCAAACCUGGCUCAGGCCUGGAGCCAGAGGGAAGGUAAAGAGGUAGACCCACUGGGACAGGCCAGGUUCCAGGAGAGCCUGCGGGCAGGAGGAGGGCCCAUCUCUUCCCCUAAAUGUUCCCAUUGGAGCCAGUGCCCCAAACAGCACCCGGGGCAGAGGCGAGUGAAGUGUGCAAGAGCGUUUGUGUGCACCUGUGUACCUGUCCAUGUGUGCACACACAUGUGCUAGUGAGUCUGUGUGCAUGAACGUGUGUGUUUGUAUGUGUGUGCAUGUGUGAGCAGGCCUGUGUGUGUGUGUGAGUGUGUGUGCAGGCCUCUGUGUGUGUAUGCGCAGGCCUGUGUAUCUGUGUGUGCGCAGGCCUGUGUAUGUGUGUGCGCGCAGGCCCGUGUGUGUGUGUGUGCGUGCAGGCCCGUGUGUGUGUGUGUGCGUGCAGGCCUGUGCAUGUGUGUGCAUGUGUGUGCAGGCCUGUGUAUGUUUGUGUGUGUGUGUGUGUGUGCGCAUGGGCCUGUGUAUGUAUGUGUGCGCAGACCUGUGUAUCUGUGUGCACGUGCAGGCCUGUGUGUGUGUUUGCGUGUGUGCGGGCCUGUGUAUGUGUGUAUGUGUGCAUGUGCAGGCCUGUGUGUGUGUGCGUGUGUGCGCAGGCCUGUGUGCGUGUGUGCGCAGUAAGUAGAAGAGGAACAGAGAGCAGAGCUGAGGUUGGCAGGGCUGGAGGGCCGGUGGCUGGUGGACUUCCCCAAUCUCAGCCUGGCCAGGAACUGGGUGCUCCGGCCUCUACUACAGAGCCUGGGGGCUGGGCAGCAGGCGGGCAGGGCAGCACCUGGAGCCGGUCCAGGAAAGAGCUAAUGAUCAACUGGUGCGGUGUCUGUGCAGCCACCCUGGGCCUGCCUCUCCGUCACUGGCCCCCAGGCGCAGGGAGGAAGUAGGGCAGGAAGCAGGAGGCGGAGGCCGCUGUGCAGUCAGCCUGGCUGUGGGCGGCCCCUGCCUGCUCCGUCCAGCUGGAGACAGCCCCGUGGGGCCAGCCAGCGCUGGGCCAGGAACGGCCACCUGGUGCCUGCCAGCUACCGCCCUGUGGGCCUGGGAGCUGCCUCUGAGGAGCAGAGCGCAGCCAAAUGGACCAGAGACAGGGGCUCCAGCCUGAAAAUUCCAGGGAGGACCUGGGCCCAGCUUUCAACUGGCCAGGCAUGUGAAGCCUUCAUGGGUCAUGGAGAACCUCCCUGCCAUGACCACUGAGGAGCCAACCCCCAGGGGGAGGGGGCCUGUGGGGCCGGCGGGAAGUGGCGGCAGCCAGGACCAGGUCCGGACUGUGGCCAUGAGGCCCUCUGUGAGCUGGGAGAAAGCAGGGCCUGAGGAGGCCAAGGCGCCGGGGAGAGGCGGCGACGCUCCUCCUGCCCUCGUGGAUGGGCCUGCUGCUGGGACCCCUCCCUGCCAGAUGGGAGCUUAUCCCACAGACUUGACCCUGCAGCUGCUGGCUGUACAGAGGAAGAGUGGGCUGCAGGAUCCCAGCCUGCAGCAGGCUCUGCGGGGCCAGCUCCGCCUUCUGGAGAAUGACAGCCGGGAGAUGGCCCGCGUGCUUGGGGAGUUAGCAGCCAGGCUGCUGUCCAUCCACAGUGACCAGGACCGGAUCGUGGUGACGUUCAAGACUUUUGAAGAAAUCUGGAAGUUUUCUACCUACCACGCUCUUGGCUUCACUCAUCACUGCCUGGCAAACCUGCUUGUGGACCAGGCCUUCUGGUUGCUCUCGCCCAGCGAGGAGGAGGAGACGGCCAUCCAAGUCCACGUGGAUGAGAAUGCCUUGAGACUGACCCACGAGAGCCUCCUCAUCCAGGAAGGGCCCUUCUUCGUUCUGUGUCCUGACCACCAUGUGAGAGUGAUGACGGGUCCCUGGGAUUCAGGACUUGGCCCCCAGGCCCUCAGGCAGGCUCCAGGGGCUCCCCAGGGAGAGGCGGCCCCAGAAACAGACGCUUCACCGCCGAGUCCCAGCGCAUCCUCUGAGGAGGUGGCAGUGGCAGCCGCCCCGGAACCUUUGAUUCCAUUUCAUCAGUGGGCUCUUAGGGUCCCCCAGGACCCCAUUGAUGACUUCAUGGGUGGCCCUGUGAUGCGUGACGACCCGCGGAUGGCUAUGGGGCUGGCCUCGGCGUUGGCAGACUUCCAGGGCUCGGGGCCUGAAGAGAUGACCUUCCAAAGUGGCGACCUCAUUGAGAUCCUCGGGGCGCAGGUGCCCGGCCUGCCCUGGUGCGUGGGCCGACACGCAGCCUUGGGCCAGGUGGGCUUUGUGCCCAGCAGCCUCGUCAGCAUGCAGGGCCCAGUGUCCGAGUUGGAAAGUGCGAUUUUCCUCAGUGAGGAGGAAAAGUCAUUCUUCAGCAAGGGCCGCUUUUCUGAGGAGGAUGCCAGGCAGUUGCUGGGGCAGAUGUCGGGCACAGAUGUGUGCAGUGUGUACAGCCUGGACUCAGUGGAGGAAGCUGCGACUGAGCAGCCCCAGGAACAAGAAAUACCUCUACCUCGCCCGAGCCCGGAGCCGCAGGAGAUCCUGCAGAAGGUGAAGAAUGUUCUGGAACAAUGCAAGACCUGCCCAGGCUGCCCCCAGGAGCCAGCAUCCUGGGGUCUCUGUGCGGCAUCCAGCAACGAGAGCUUGCAGGACCUGGAGAAGCCCUCCUUCUGCUUGGAAGCUGAGGACGACUGGGCGGACCCGGAGGCCCUGAGCUCGCUGCUGCUAUUCCUGAACGCUCCCGAGUACAAGGCUGGCUUCCGUGGCCUGUACGACGUGGCGCUGCCGUGGCUGAGCACUGUGUUCUGCAGCUGCAGCGAUGAGGGGGAGGUGGCUGGGCGCCUGGCACAGGCCCGGGGCACGGCCAAGAAAGCUGGCCUCCUCAUGGCCCUGGCCAGACUGUGCUUCCUCCUGGGGCGGCUGUGCUGCAGGAGACUCAAGCUGUCCCAAGCCCGGGUGUACUUUGAGGAAGCGCUGGGGGCCCUGGAGGGCCGCUUUGGAGACCUGUUCCUGGUGGUGGCCGUGUAUGCCAACCUGGCCAGCAUUUACCGGAAGCAGAAGAACCGGGAGAAGUGUGCCCAGGUGGUGCCCAAAGCCAUGGCCCUGCUCCUGGGCACGCCCGGCCACAUCUGCAGCACCGAGGCGGAGGGGGAGCUCCUGCAGCUGGCACUGCGGUGGGCAGUGGGCGGCCAGAGCCUGCAGGCCGAGGCCCGGGCCUGCUUCCUGCUGGCCAGGCACCACGUGCACCUCAAGCAGCCCGAGGAGGCGCUGCCCUUCCUAGAGAGGCUGCUGCUUUUGCACAGGGACUCAGGAGCCCCGGCGGCUUCGUGGCCCACGGACUGCUCCCUGCUCCUGGCUGACAUCUACAGCCGCAAGUGCCUGCCCCACCUGGUGCUGGGCUGUGUCAAGGUGGCCUCAUUGCGGACGCAGGGCUCACUGGCCAGUUCGCUGAGGAGUGUGGACUUGGUGCUCCGGAACGCUCCCCAGCCCCACGGCCUUCCUGCCCAGACUUCCCACUACCUCAGGCAAGCGCUGGCUUCCCUGACCCCAGACAUGGGCCAGCCACUGCGUGGCCCCCUCUACGCCAGCCUGGCCCAGCUGUACAGCCACCACGGGUGCCACGGCCCCGCCAUCACCUUCAUGACACAGGCGGUGGAAUCCAGUGCUGUUGCCGGAGUCCAUGCCAUCGUGGACCAUCUGGUGGCUCUCGCCUGGCUGCACGUGCUGCACGGGCAGAGCCCGGAGGCCCUGGACAUCCUGCAGUCUGUCCAGGAUGCGGGGGUGGCCGGCGAGGACCAGGAGGGGGUGAUUGCCAACAUGGUGGCCGUGGCCCUGAAGAGGACCGGCCGGACGAGGCAGGCAGCCGAGAGCUACUACCGCGCCCUGCAGGCGGCUCAGGGCCUGGGCCAGCGGAGGAACCAGGCAGUGGUGCUAGCCAACUUCGGGGCUCUGUGCCUGCACGUGGGUGCCAGCAGGCUGGCGCAGCACUACCUCCUGGAGGCUGUGCGGCUGUUCUCGAGGCUGCCUCGCGGGGAGUGUGGCCGGGACUUCACCCACGUGCUCCUGCAGCUGGGCCACCUGUGCACCCGCCAGGGCCCUGCCCAGCAGGGCAAGGGCUACUACGAGUGGGCCCUUCUGGUCGCCGUGGAGAUGGGCCAUGUGGAAAGCCAGCUGAGGGCCGUCCAGCGGCUGUGCCACUUCUAUAGCGCCGUCAUGCCCAGCGAGGCCCAGUGUGUCAUCUACCAUGAGCUCCAGCUCUCCCUGGCCUGCAGGGUGGCCGACAAGGUGCUGGAGGGGCAGCUCCUGGAGACCAUCAGCCAGCUCUACCUGUCCCUGGGCACCGAGCGGGCCUAUAAAUCCGCUCUGGACUACACCAAACGGAGUCUGGGGAUUUUCAUCGACCUCCAGAAGAGAGAGAAGGAGGCACAUGCCUGGCUGCAAGCAGGAAAGAUCUAUUACAUCCUACGGCAGAGUGAGCUGGUGGACCUAUACAUCCAGGUGGCACAGAAUGUGGCCCUGUACACAGGUGACCCCAGCCUGGGACUGGAGCUGUUUGAGGCGGCUGGAGACAUCUUCUUCAAUGGGGCCUGGGAGCGGGAGAAAGCUGUGUCCUUCUACCGGGACCGGGCCCUGCCCCUGGCAGUGACGACGGGCAACCGCAAGGCGGAGUUGCGGCUGUGCAACAAGCUGGUGGCGCUGCUGGCCACGCUGCAGGAGCCCCAGGAGGGCCUGGAGUUCGCCCACAUGGCCCUAGCACUCAGCAUCACCCUGGGGAACCGGCUGAACGAGCGGGUGGCCUACCACCGGCUGGCCGCCCUGCAUCACCGGCUGGGCCACGGCGAGCUGGCGGAGCACUUCUACCUCAAGGCCCUGUCGCUCUGCAGCUCGCCGCUGGAGUUCGACGAGGAGAGCCUCUACUACGUGAAGGUGUACCUGGUGCUCGGUGACAUAAUCUUCUACGACCUGAAGGACCCGUUCGACGCGGCUGGGUAUUACCAGCUGGCACUGGCGGCUGCCGUGGACCUGGGCAACAAGAAGGCACAGCUGAAGAUCUACACACGGCUGGCCACCAUCUACCACAACUUCCUCCUGGACCGAGAGAAGUCGCUCUUCUUCUACCAGAAGGCCAGGACCUUUGCCACGGAGCUCAACAUCCGCAGGGUCAAUCUGCCUCCCCUGCCGCUCUGUGGGUGGGCCCCCUGGCUGGCCCCCAGCCACCCUCACUGAGGACCGCAUCGGAGGAAGUGGGUUUUGUGCUGGUGGUGGUGGGGGGUGGGUGCGGUCUCCUGCCUCUCCUGGUGUCUCCAGUGGCUCAUUUUCCAGGAAAUGGAGGCAUGAAAGCAGGGGUCAAAUAGCAAUAAAUGGUUUUGUUUUUGCAAUAA
This is a messenger RNA of Callithrix jacchus (white-tufted-ear marmoset), 6035 nucleotides long. The record is from RefSeq and is a predicted model, not a curated record. Lineage: Eukaryota; Metazoa; Chordata; Mammalia; Primates; Cebidae.